This is a messenger RNA of Anopheles marshallii, 2226 nucleotides long. RefSeq names its product probable cleavage and polyadenylation specificity factor subunit 2 (gene CPSF2). Gene Ontology annotation, biological process: mRNA 3'-end processing by stem-loop binding and cleavage. Bases 1 to 2226 code for a protein of 741 amino acids. The record is from RefSeq and is a predicted model, not a curated record. Gene Ontology annotation, cellular component: mRNA cleavage and polyadenylation specificity factor complex. NCBI's taxonomy places the organism in Eukaryota, Metazoa, Arthropoda, Insecta, Diptera, Culicidae. The transcript is spliced from 3 exons. Gene Ontology annotation, molecular function: RNA binding.
AUGACUUCCAUCAUCAAGAUGCACGCCAUAUCUGGGGCGAUGGAUGAAUCGCCACCGUGCUACAUCCUGCAGGUGGACGAUGUGCGAAUCUUGCUCGAUUGCGGAUGGGACGAAAAGUUUGAUCAGGGCUUUAUUAAGGAAAUUAAAAAAUAUGUACACACGAUCGAUGCAGUGUUGCUGUCCUAUCCGGAUGGUAGUCAUCUCGGGGCACUACCGUAUCUGGUCGGAAAGCUUGGCCUGAAUUGCCCGAUUUAUGCAACGAUUCCGGUAUACAAGAUGGGACAAAUGUUCAUGUACGACAUGUUUAUGUCCCACUAUAAUAUGCACGAUUUCGACCUGUUCUCGUUGGAUGAUGUGGACGCAGCAUUCGAUAAAAUUGUACAGCUGAAGUACAACCAGAGUGUAGCGAUGAAGGGCAAGGGAUACGGCAUUACCAUCACCCCCUUGCCGGCUGGGCAUCUGAUAGGUGGCACAAUUUGGAAGAUUGUGAAGGUCGGCGAGGAGGACAUAGUGUAUGCAACAGAUUUUAAUCAUAAAAAGGAACGUCAUCUCAAUGGAUGCGAGCUGGAGAAGCUUCAACGACCUUCGCUUCUCAUUACGGACGCGUAUAAUGCUCGGUACCAGCAAGCAAGGAGGCGUGCACGAGAUGAGAAGUUUAUGACGAACAUUCUGCAAACGCUCCGGAACAAUGGUAACGUUCUUGUUACGGUUGAUACGGCUGGACGGGUGCUGGAGCUGGCCCACAUGCUUGACCAGCUGUGGAAGAACAAGGAAUCAGGCCUGAUGGCUUACUCGCUAGCGCUGUUGAACAACGUAAGCUACAACGUGGUAGAAUUCGCCAAAAGUCAAAUCGAAUGGAUGAGCGACAAGCUGAUGAAAAGUUUCGAAGGAGCACGUAACAAUCCGUUCACCUUCAAACACCUGCGGCUGUGUCACACGAUGGCCGAUCUGGCGAAGGUACCCAGUCCUAAAGUGGUGUUGGCCAGUUCGUCCGAUAUGGAGAGUGGUUUUUCGCGAGAACUCUUCAUACAGUGGGCACCGAAUGCGAGUAACAGCAUCAUCAUUACCAGCCGUUCGUCUCCGGGUACGUUGGCUCGCGAUCUUAUCGACAAUGGAGGCAAUGGGCGCAAGAUCGAGAUGGACAUACGACGACGGGUAGAGCUGGAAGGCGCCGAGCUCGAGGAAUACAUGCGAACGGAGGGCGAAAAGCUGAGCCGAUCGAUCAAAAAGCGCGAUCUGGACGAAAGCAGUUCCGAUUCGGACGAUGAGCUGGAGAUGAACAUCAUUACCGGGAAGCACGAUAUCGUCGUGCGUCCGGAAGGUCGUUCGCAUACGGGCUUUUUUAAAUCGAGCAAAAAAAGUUACGCCAUGUUUCCGUUCCACGAGGAGAAAAUCAAGUUUGAUGAGUAUGGAGAAAUUAUACAACCGGAUGACUACCGUAUGGUGGACCUUGGUCCGGAAACAAACGGCAACGAUGAUAAUAAGGAGAAUGCUGGAAUCAAGACGGAGGACAUUAAGAAGGAAAAGGACGAAGAAGUGACGGUGCUGGACAAACCGACCAAGUGCGUUCAAGCGCGCAAACCAAUUGAGGUGAAUGCUCAGGUGCAGUUUAUCGAUUUCGAAGGACGCUCCGAUGGUGAAUCGUUGUUGAAAAUUCUUUCCCAGCUACGACCUCGGCGGGUUGUGGUGGUGCGUGGAUCGUCAACCAACACGACGCACAUUGCAGAGCAUUGCCAGCAAAAUAUAGGCGCCCGCGUAUUCACCCCGAACCGUGGUGAGAUCAUCGAUGCAACCACAGAAACUCACAUCUAUCAGGUGCGCUUGACGGAAGCGCUCGUAUCACAGCUAGAGUUCCAGAAGGGCAAAGAUGCCGAGGUGGCCUGGGUAGAUGCGCAAAUAGUAAUUCGUAAUAAACGGAUCGAUACGGUCGCGGAGAAAGAUGCUACCGCCGGGGUGCCGCAGAUACUAACGCUAGAGCCACUGUCGCAAGACGAUCUACCGCCACACAAUCCGGUGUUUAUCAACGAACUGAAGCUGAUCGAUUUCAAGCAGAUCCUAAUGAAAAGUAACAUUGCGUCCGAAUUUUCUGGCGGUGUGCUUUGGUGUAGCAAUGGUACGAUCGCGCUCCGUCGAGUCGACACCGGUCGAGUUACGAUCGAGGGCUGCAUUUCGGAGGACUAUUACAAGAUCAGGGAACUAUUGUACGAACAGUACGCUAUUAUUUAA